Molecule: messenger RNA, 4705 nt
Organism: Coregonus sp. 'balchen'
Lineage: Eukaryota; Metazoa; Chordata; Actinopteri; Salmoniformes; Salmonidae
Source: the annotation of a GenBank genome assembly
CUUGUUUAGUGUUGCUGAUGAAACGCUGAUUGAAAUCGGCAACCCCCCAUCAGCUAAAUUCGCCGGUUUCUGCAGCAGAUAAAUUACAUUUGUACAACAACAUAUUAACGUUACGCACGACAUUGUUUACUAACGUUAGCCAUGUCUCAAGACGGAUUUCAACCUACACUAAUAAGGACCACGCACAAUAACAACACGAGGUCUGUCAUGCUACUAGCUAGCUCUAGCUAGCCAACGUUACAUCGGAUUUGUUUCCAUCCAGGCAUUUGAUGCUCGUUAACUAGCCAGCUAGCUAGUUAGCAUUAUUCGCACUAUCAAAUAUAUUUAUAACUAACCCCUUUAGCAGGCUAGCUACAUUUUUUUUUUGCUAUACCCAAUUAGUUAGCCAUACGGUGUUUAUCAGGGUUUCAUUCAGUACCAUCAUUUGUCGCUCAAUAUUAAUACCAACAAAAAAAAAAACACAGCUAUUUCUAUUGAAUCCAAUGCAGUGACACUGACUGUUAAUCAUACUUUGUACGCAGCAUGAGUAUUCAACAAACUCAGGCGCCGUGCCCGGGUAAAACGCCGAUACAAAUUCUGCAUGAAUACGGAACCAAAAUUGGUAACCUUCCCGUGUACGUGAUGGAAAAGGCUGAAGGGGAGGCACACCAACCCAGUUUCAUCUUUAACGUGACAAUAGGCGAUGUGUCCUGCACAGGUGAGUCAUCUUGCGAAGUAUGUAAAUUAGGCUCAAUUUAGCUAGAGGAUUAUGGGGGAUUGUAUUAACAACAUGGGCUUCAAAGUUAUAUCCCCAUGUUCGCCUUAUCCUCAAUACUUUGGAUGAAGCCAUGAGUGUCAUUCUGUUGUUGUAUCCCAGGUCAAGGAUCCAGUAAAAAAGCUGCCAAACACCAGGCCGCUGAGUCUGCCCUGAACCUUCUGGAAAUAGACGCUGGGACACCGUGAGUGAAUAUGGACAAUUUCUAAAAUGAGCAUUUAUGACAACAAGUUGCAUUUGCAACCAUUAUAGUCAGUAACAUUAUUAACUUUUUAUGUCUGAUAUCCCCUCCUGCAGCCUUCACAUGAAGACGGAGAGUAAUGGCAUCCCAGCAGAGCCCAACGACCAACCCAACUCAGUGGGCAUUCUGCAGGUGUCUUUGUUAUUGCCCUUCAAUGACCUUAGAAUGUGUUUUUGUAAGACAAUAGGGCUGUGUACUGUUGCAGGGCUGUAAUCAUAGUAACACCUUUAUGUUGGCAUUGAGCAUCUUCAACGUGACAUAAGAAAAGCCAUAUGAUUAUGAAUAGAUAGGUUGUUUUCAUGUCUUUGCUAGUACAAAGUAUGGGGACACCCCUUCAAAUUAGUGGAUUUGGCUAUUUCAGCCACACCCGUUGCUGACAGGUGUGUAAAAUUGAGCACACAGCCAUGCAAUCUCCAUAGACAAACAUUGUCAGUAGAAUGGCCUUACUGAAGAGCGCAGUGACUUUCAACGUGGCACUGUCAUAGGAUGCCACCUUUCCAACAAGUCAGUUUGUCAAAUUCCUGCCCUGCUAGAGAUGCCCCGGUCAACUGUAAGUGCUGUUAUUGUGAAGUGGAAACGUCUAGGAGCAACAACGUCUCAGCUGCGAAGUGGUAGUCCACACAAGCUCACAGAACGGGACCGGCGAGUGCUAACAUAUUUUUUAAAAACAUUUUUAAUCAUUUAGCAGACGCUCUUAUCCAGAGCGACUUAGUUAGUGAGUGCAUACAUUAUUUUUUUCAAUUUUUUAUACUGGGCCCCCGUGGGAAUCGAACCCACAACCCUGGCGUUGCAAACGCCAUGCUCUACCAACUGAGCUACAUCCCUGCCGGCCAUUCCCUCCCCUACCCUGGACGACACUGGGCCAAUUGUGCGCCGCACCAUGGGUCUCCCGGUCGCGGCUGGCUACAUCAGAGCCUGGAUUCGAACCAGGAUCUCUAGUGGCACAGCCUUAGACCACUGCGCCACUCGGGAGACAUGCUAAAGCGGGUAGCGCGUAAAAAUUGUCUGUCCUCGGUUGCAACACUCACUACCGAGUUCCAAACUGCCUCUGGAAGCAACGUCAGUACAAGAACGGUUGGCCGGGAGCUUCAUGAAAUUGGUUUCCAUGGCCGAACAGCCGCACAAGCUUAUGCCAAGCGUUGGCUGGAGUGGUGUAAAGCUCGCUGCCAUUGGACUCUGGAGCAGUGGAAACGCGUUCUCGAGUGAUGAAUAAUGCUUCACCAUCUGGCAGUCUGACUUACGAAUCUGGGUUUGGUGGAUGCCAGGAGAACGCUACCUGCCCUAUUGCAUAGUGCCAACUGUACAGUUUGGUGGAGGAGGAAUAAUGGUCUGGGGCUGGUUUUCAUGGUUCGAGCUAGGCCCCUUAGUUCCAGUGACGGGAAAUCUUAACGCUACAGCAUACAAUGACAUUCUAAACGAUUCUGUGCUUCCAACUUUGUGGCAACAGUUUGAGGAAGGCCCCGUGCACAAAGCGAGGUCCAUACAGAAAUGGUUUGUCGAGAUCGGUGUGGAAGAACUUGACUGGCCUGCACAGAGCUCUGACCUCAACCCCAUCGAACACCUUUGGGAUGAAUUGAAAUGCCGACUGCGAACCAGGCCUAAUCGCCCAACGUCAGUGCCCGACCUCACUAAUGCUCUUGUAGCUGAAUGGAAGCAAGUCCCCGCAGCAAUGUUCCAAUAUUUAGUGGAAAGCCUUCCCAGAAGAGUGGAGGCUGUUAUAGCAGCAAAGGGGGGACCAACUCCAUAUUAAUGCCCAUGAUUUUGGAAUGAGAUGUUCGACGAGCAGUUGUCCACAUACCUUUGGUCAUGUAGUGUAUGUUUCCUAUGGAUUCCUCCCAAAAGGAACUGGCACUGCAGCGGGGAUGGCGCCUCCCUGAAUACACUGUUCUCAUGGAGGCAGGCCCACCUCACAAGAGAGAGUUCACUGUUACCUGCAGAAUGGAGUCACUGACAGAGACAGGUAUGGUGGCUCCACUGUUCUUUCUAAAUGUUUUAUCAUUGUAUUUGAAAGAACAUAGAAGCAUUUUAUUUUUAUAUAUAUGUUUUUGAACACUUCCUACUUUUAAAAGUAUUCAGUUGAGUCAAUUUAUAAGCAUGUCAUCUAUGUGUAUCCGAUAGCAAUGGGAAAUUCUAAGAAGGUAGCCAAAAAGGCAGCUGCGGAGAAGAUGGUGGCAAAACUUCAAAACCUGUCUGGCUGUCCUGAAAUCACAUGGGUAUGUACAAUAUUUCCUCUCUUAUUUGGCUUCUUUCUUGGUAAAACAUAUUUAGGGAAUUUUGUCAUCUAGAAUUAAUGUAAUGAGUAUUCUUUGACCAACUCUUUCCAGACCCCGAAGCCCAGUGUCCGUCUGGAGAACUUGCGUAACUCCUCGGCAGAGAAGAUGUCUCUCCUGAGAAGGAACCCACUCAGCAUUCCCAACACCGACUAUAUCCAGAUGAUGCUGGAGCUGUCCAAUGAGCAGGGCUUCGAAGUCACAUACUUUGACAUUGGUGAGUAGCUAUCUCUUGUACUGAUCAUGGAUGUUAACUUUGUCUGUUUUCACAAAUAGCUAAACAGGGGCAUAUUCCAAGUGUAUUGUACAGUGUGUUUGUGAUGUGCUUGGCAGAUGAGCUGACUGUGAAUGGGCAGUACCAGUGCCUGGCAGAGCUGUCCACCUCACCUGUCACCGUAUGCCAUGGCACGGGCAUCUCCUGCGGCAACGCACACAAUGACGCCGCACACAGCGCGCUCCAGUACAUCAAGAUCAUGGCUUCUAUCAAAUGAAUGAUCCUAGUAAACAUCACAACUGUUUCACCUGCAAUACAUAUUUAAGGAAUUGAGGGAGAAAAAAAAACAUUUAAUCACAGCUGAAAUGUGUAGCUAUCUUCCAUCAACCAUUAUGUUUUCACUCAUUACCAGUGUUCACUCCGUAUGAAAUUGGUAGAUAUUGAAGGCAUUAUCAAUAGGAAUCAUGCCAUUCAGACAAAACAGUCCAGUUGUUGUUUUUAUAACAGUGACGGUCUACACCGUUUAUCACCUAUGGUUUCUGUCAGCUAUUUUCAAGUUACUUUGAGAAGAUAAGUGAAGAGAAAAAAAAGCUAAUCCAAUGGGGGUUAUGUACCAUAGAAAAACAAGGACAAAGGAAUAGAAUGGACACUAGUCUUGAGAAAGGCCUUGCUGUCAAAAUGUCGACAUAUCGAAAACAGUCUCCAACUUAUCUCCUUGUCCUUGUUUUUUUAUAAGCCACUUUGAGGACAUGCAAUCAUUUAUUGAAUGAUACACAAUUUAAAACUGUAUUGCACUGAACAAAAUGAGUGAGUGGAAACCGGUUUGGACUCAUUUACGUAUAAGGUUAUGAGAAAAUUAUGAAUUUUACGUAAUCUUAUAGGUACAUUUUCAAAUACUAAUGAAGCAUAUUGAAAAGGGCCUACUGGAUAAACUAUGUAGGAACAAAAUCAAUACAUUAAGUUCACAUUUGUAUUUGGUUUGAUCUUCUAAAUUAUCUCUGCUUUAUUUAAUCGGUUAUUUCUCUCUGCCAAAUCAAGAUUAAAUUACUUGAGGGAAAUAUGUUUCCAUAGCAAUAUUAACCCCUAUUUUCCAAUCAGCUUAUUAAAAAGAUAGUCCAUUAUCAUUUUGUUUGAUUUUAGAGUAAAGGUUUGAGCUUUGGUUGGUUUAAGACCAUAUUACAGUUUUUUUUAAAUUCGGUUUUAUUCAGUCAUAGGGAGAAGGACUG